This is a messenger RNA of Melozone crissalis (California towhee), 663 nucleotides long. RefSeq names its product olfactory receptor 14J1-like. Gene Ontology annotation, cellular component: membrane. The transcript is spliced from 2 exons. NCBI's taxonomy places the organism in Eukaryota, Metazoa, Chordata, Aves, Passeriformes, Passerellidae. Gene Ontology annotation, molecular function: G protein-coupled receptor activity; olfactory receptor activity. The record is from RefSeq and is a predicted model, not a curated record. Bases 1 to 663 code for a protein of 220 amino acids. Gene Ontology annotation, biological process: G protein-coupled receptor signaling pathway.
AUGGUUGCACAAAAAUCUAAUAGAGUCUUUAUCAAAAUGGAAACACCAAAGCUUGCCCUUCUCACAGUCAUGUCGUAUGAUCGCUACGUGUCCAUCUGCAAACCCCUGCACUACGGGACCCUCCUGGGCAGCAGAGCUUGUGCCCACAUGGCAGCAGCUGCCUGGGCCAGUGCCUUUCUCUACGCUGUCAUGCACACAGUCAAUACAUUUUCCCUGCCCCUGUGCUAUGGCAAUGCCUUAGGCCAGUUCUUCUGUGAAAUUCCUCAGAUCCUCAAGCUCUCCUGCUCCAAUUCCUACCUCAGGGAACUUGGGCUUCUCAUAGUUUGUACUUUUUUGUUAGUUGGUUGUUUUGUGUUCAUUGUUUUCUCCUAUGUGCAGAUCUUCAGGGCUGUACUGAGGAUCCCCUCUGAGCAGGGACGCUACAAAGCCUUUUCCACCUGUCUCCCUCACCUGGCCGUGCUCUUCCUGUUUAUCAGCACUGCAGUAUUUGCCUACCUGAAGCCCCCCUCCAUGUCCUCCCCAUCCCUGGAUCUGGCCCUGUCAGUUUUGUACUCGGUGGUGCCUCCUGCCCUGAACCCCCUCAUCUACAGCCUGAGGAACCAGGAGCUCAAGGAUGCCCUGAGGACAAAGAUGACUGGGUACUUUUCAGAAGCAAAGAAGUGA